GUUCUGCCCAAAGCGGUAUUGUAAUUACGCCUCUCGAGUGACGCCAAAAGACGCGUGAUUUCGCGUUGCGUCGCAAAGGCAGGACACCGCGGCAGAACAACGACGAUAACAACUUUCUGCCAACAUCACAGUGCCUGGGGUUCUCGGUUUUUAUUUCCCGUUUGGCAAAUGAGUCUAUUAAUUUAAUCCAUACAAACGACACCCUUUUAUAAAAUGGCUUCUAAUGCAGAGUACGGGUUCCUGCGCCCUCCAAGUGAUGAAGAAAAUGCCCCGGUAUAUCGUGAAGCCUCUCAUUACAACCCCCUGCACACCUUCCAAUUACCAACCGGUCAAGAGAGACACUAUCAACAACAAUAUGGCGAUAUGUACUUCUUGAGACUUGCGAAAUUGAAGCCUGCCGUUGAAGAAAUUGCAACAGAGGCUUGGGAAGGAUUUAGUAUUGCAGGAGAACAUGCUCGCCGUGUGGAAAGAGUGCUCGAUGUGCGACAAGGAGAGCUCUGCUGGGUUGCCGGAACUAUUUACAUGGAUUUGCCUUUGAAGCCAAAUAUCCUGGAUGACUUGACGAAAGAGAAUUAUACAUUGGCUCCUCCACCUCGUCCCACAUAUAUCGAUCAAUCCAAUCCUUCGUUGACCCAAUUCAUGAUGGAAGACGAGUCGGGCCGCUUGCGUUUAACGGGAAGCCUGCUUCUAUCAACACAAUUAGCCACGGGAGCCGUUAUUGCUGCAUUGGGAACAGAAAACGCAAAUGGCGACUUUGAAGUUAUCGACAUUAAGGUUCCAGAUCUGCCUCAGCAACCUCGCCGGUGGGAGAGAGAUGGUGCCCCGGAAACCAAACAAAAUGGUCAUGGAGUCAGUAAAGGGAAGAUUGCCUUUGUCAGUGGACUGGGCAUUACUGGAACAUCGACUGAUACACUCGCGCUGGAGCUCUUGUCGGAGUAUCUUCUUGGGUAUACGGGGACUUCGACGGACAAUAAUGGUACCUCGCCGCCAGAUGCCUCAGCCAUUACAAGGCUCGUCAUUGCGGGAAAUUCGCUCGGAUCUAGUGUGACUGUCGAUGCUGCCUCAGCCGGCGCGGAAGCAGCUGCAAAGAAGAAGAGCGGGCCGAAGAAAUACGGGUACGAUGCUUCCUCAUAUAACGCUUCACCCAUUACUCAGCUUGACUCGUUUCUCGCCGAAAUCCUCCCCAGUAUACCUAUCACUCUCAUGCCUGGUGAGAAAGACCCAGCCAACUUCUCGCUCCCUCAACAAGCUAUUCAUCGGGCAAUGUUUCCCCGAGCCAGAGCAUACUGCUCUGCGCCCCCGGCAGCGGGUGAAACGUCCGAACCGGGCUGGUUCGACAGCGUAACAAACCCCUGGGAAGGGGAUGUAGAGGGAUGGCGGGUCUGGGGUACCAGUGGCCAGAAUGUGGACGACGUUCUCCGAUACUUGACCUUUGCCGAUGAUGAUGACAGAAAUGGGGACACCGAGGCACGGAUCAAGGUCAUGGAGGCCAUGAUGCGAUGGCGAUGUGGUGUUCCUACUGCACCAGACACAAUCUGGUCUUACCCAUUCCAAACACACGAUCCUUUUGUUCUGGAAUCGUGCCCCCAUAUCUUUUUUGCGGGGAAUCAACCGCAAUUCAAGACAGCAGUUAUCGAGGGAGACUCCCCAUUGAGGCUGAAUGGAGCAGACACGGAGAUGUCUGACGCAGAUGCCUCCCUUGGUCCUCGUGUUCGUCUUUUGUCGAUUCCAAAAUUCAACGAAACUGGGGAACUUCUUCUGGUGGAUACGGAAACCCUGGAAGUCGAAGUGAUCAAAUUCGGGGCAUUUGCCGGACAGGAGGAGAAAACAUAGCCAUAUCAAAAAUCUAUACCUCUUCAACAAUUGCACGUGUAUUCCAAAUGUGAAACGUAGUCGAUAAUCCAGCACCCCUGCUGCUAGGUGGUUAUAUACUCCAUCGGCAACGCCAAGACCCGC
Molecule: messenger RNA, 1956 nt
Organism: Aspergillus wentii DTO 134E9
Lineage: Eukaryota; Fungi; Ascomycota; Eurotiomycetes; Eurotiales; Aspergillaceae
Product: DNA-directed DNA polymerase delta subunit POL31
Exons: 5
Coding region: 214-1833 (539 amino acids)
Biological process (GO): DNA strand elongation involved in DNA replication; DNA replication
Cellular component (GO): delta DNA polymerase complex
Molecular function (GO): DNA binding
Source: RefSeq, a predicted model, not a curated record